GCGUGUCAAAGCUGAACCUAACGAUGACCUACAUCAUGUUCAUCUCAAAAUCGAGCCAGUCUCGGAUGACUGCACGCUCUCCAGCAUCAAGCUUAAAAGCCAAGGAAGAGACUGACCAAGAUGCGGAAGGGGACUUUAAGAUGCGCGACCGGUCUCCUGAUCCACCCUCCCACUCCCCUAACACCCAUAUCAAAACACCCCCUACACCAUCAUCCCCCGCACAAUCUCUCAAACAACCCAUACCCGACGAACCCCCCGCUUCAAUUCCCAGACCACCCACAGCUCCCUUCCUACCCCCCUUUACAAGGCGCCCAACUCUCAAAGAAAAACUAGGCCCAAAAUAUGAAGCAGAGCUCACCCAAAUCGAAAUCAUGGAAGCCAGCUACACACGCGCAGCAUCCGAACACAUCCAGAUCUCCAAAAAUGUCCGGCGGGCACUUCACGAAUUAGAUCUCACGAGUAUAGACCUACGCGCAGCUCAGACUAGGCGCGAGCAUGCUGAAAAUCACCGCAAGAAAGCUGCGGCGGGGUUCUUGGAUAUGGAUGCAGAGUUUCCAUCAGCCCUAGACCGCUAG
Messenger RNA from Suillus paluster, 575 nucleotides. RefSeq lists its product as uncharacterized. NCBI's taxonomy places the organism in Eukaryota, Fungi, Basidiomycota, Agaricomycetes, Boletales, Suillaceae. The transcript is spliced from 2 exons. Bases 24 to 575 code for a protein of 183 amino acids. The record is from RefSeq and is a predicted model, not a curated record.